GGUAUUUUCGCCCGACAACCUGUGUGAAAAGGGAAGAGUAGACCUCGGCACUGUGUCUUCAACAAGACUGAGUGUCAAUUCUGGAUAUCAGAAACUCCAGUCGCUGUCAUGAUACGGUUCAGGCUGGUCUGAAAAGCGGACAGACUUCUGUCAACACACGGUUCAGUUUCCUGAAUGUCCCGAAGCGAAGUUUCCGACACCAAUACAGACCCAUGAUGUGGACACACGGCUUCCUCUUUAUCUUCUUCUGCAGUUUCCAACUUGUGUGUAUCUGUGGCGCACAAACACCAGCCACAAACACCACUUCCAACAGUACAUCCAUGGUAGCGAACUCCACGGGCUCUCCGAAAACAAACGCCAAGAUCAGUAACUACUGUCCUUCCACCUUCAACCUGACCGGAUCUAACGGCACGUUCGCCAGCCCCCUGUACCCGUCACCGUACCCUCUCCGGCAUGUCUGCCGGUGGGAGAUAACUGUCGCCCCGGGCAGGAUCGUGCAGCUUACGUUCACCGCCAUGGAUGUGGAGGCCGGGAAGGGAGUGUGUUACGACAGUGUGGAAGUUUACGGAGGCACGCCGGAGCAGGGCUAUCUUAUCGGGAAGUACUGCGGCACCACCAUCCCUGAACCUGUGACUACAACCACCAACAUCAUGACUGUCAUUUUCCAGUCAGAUGACAUAUAUGCAGAACCUGGCUUCCAGGCUACGUUUCUUUCACAGGAGAAACAGAAGAGUGACUGUGGUCCGGGGUAUUUCCGCUGUAAUGAUGACGUGACGUGUGUGGACUCCUGGAGACGAUGUGACGGCAGGAAAGACUGUUUCGACAACAGCGAUGAAAUCGGAUGUGAAUGUCAGAGUCUCCCAUCAGACUUUCUCUUCUGUAAGGGGUUUGGUUACAACCAGAUCACCUUACCCAAUCCCUACAUGCAUCGGAACCUGAGUCAGGUGAUCACGUCGCAGCAGGCUCGCGCCAUGCUGGCCCUGGAGACAGCCAGCGACCCGCCCUGUCACCCGGACUUCAACCUGUUCGCUUGUGCUGUCAUCAUGCCGAAAUGUAGUUCAAAGAACCCGCGGCAGCUGCUGCCAUGUCGUACCCUGUGUGAGGAGGUGACUGCCUCCUGUCGACCUGAGGCGGUACUGCACACCAACGGGUCCUGGCCCUUCCCAGACUGCUCACACUUCCCCUACCCCAGCGCUAACAUGUCCUGUUGGAAUGCUCCAAUACCUGACAAUGGGAGGUGUUAUUAUGGAAAUGGUAUGAACUACCGGGGACUCGUGGCCAAAACAAAUAACGGAGAAUUGUGCAAAGCCUGGUCUGCUGAUGAAGGGGACUUCUACAUGUCUCAGUUCCCCUGGUCUAACCUGCAGGAGAACUACUGUAGGAACCCUGACGCUGACACCAGACCCUGGUGUCUGUCUCCCAUGGGCUUCCAAGUCUUGUGUGAGCUGCCCAGAUGUGGAGAAAAAACCUGCUCCGACCCUGGGCCACCACGGUUUGGCACCAGGAGUCCAAAGAAGGUGACUUACCUGAGCGGGGACAAGAUAACCUUCAGCUGUGGGGCGGGGUACAUCCUGACUGACGGGUCACUCAGGUCCACCUGUCGGGCCAAUGGAACAUGGACCAGUGACCCGCCCACCUGUGAUGUGGACCAUGAGAGCCAGCUGCUGACAGACUUGUUUGUGCGGAACCAGUACAAAGUGGAGACCCAGCCGUCUGUGGACAUCACUGUCUCAUCAUUCCAAGGGCGCAUCAACAAUAUCGUGGACACGAACGAGAAAGAUGAGAGAGUCAUGGUGUCGCUUUCUCUAAAUGUGGACUGGUGGGACCUCCGCUUGGCCUGGUCAGAAGAGGAAUAUGGCAAGAUGAGGAGUUUGUUUCUGCCGGACGAUCAAGUGUGGAAACCAACUCUACUGCUGAGGAAGAAUGCUGACACCAACUACAAAAGUCUCCCAGCAUCAAAGGUGAUAGUGACCAGUGACGGCCAUGUCAACUGGACAGUGGAGGCUCUGACCACUACAACCUGUACGCUGGACCCGUACCUCUUCCCUGUCGACACCAUGACGUGUCCCAUCUGUUUUGAAUCCAGUAUAACAGCAGGAGAGCAGCUAAGAUGUCCCGAUACGAAAAGGCCGGGUUACAUCGAUUGUAACACCCGCACUCAGAUCGUAUCUGGCCAGUGGAGAGUCGUCGCAUACCUGAAAACAGAAGCUGGGAAAGGCUGCCUGAUGCUGGACCUGACCAGGGAUCCCAUCUACCACAUCGCCACCACCAUCUCACCAUGUAUCAUCCUGGCUGUGCUGAUGUGCAUCACCUUCGCCACCCCCAUCGAGCAGAGCGAUCGGAUCGGCUUUGGUAUAACCAUCCUGCUGGCCAUGGUGGUGUCCCUGGUGGUCAUCACAGACUUCCUCCCUGUCAAGGACAAAAUGCCAUUCAUAGCCGUGGUGAUCAUCGUGUGCAUGGGGCUGAUCGGUCUCUUCAUGCUGUUUACCUGUGUCAUCAUCAACAUCAGCAACAGGAAAGGAGACCUGCCACCCUGGGCACGCAGGGUCUUCCUGCAGUACCUGGCCACCUUCCUCCUGUUUGGAGACCUGAGUGCCAAACCCCCGGCUCCUGAAAACAAGGAGAACGGAAGUCCUGGUGGGAAUGUCAGCCUCAACCACGUCACUAGUACUGGCAGCCUGGCUGUGGAACAGCAAACACAGCUGCAGGUCAACACCGAGGCUGGAGCUGACCGCCAUGCCCAGACCAUGCGGGUCAAGCCGUCCUUCUCCCCCUCCGGAGCUCAGUUUGUCCUGCAGACCACCCUGGAGGAGUUGAGCAGGAGUGUGCAGGCCGAGACUCACAUGCUCAGCACCGUCCUCACCAAACUGGUGCAGGAGGACAACUCAGAGGAAGGAGACUAUCACAAACUGGGCAGGAUUCUGGACAGACUCUGCAUCAUUCUGUACUUCAUAUGUAUCGGCAUCACCAUUCCACUCGCAAUGUUCUUGGGAAGAGGGUAG
Branchiostoma belcheri (Belcher's lancelet) is the source of this 3002-nucleotide messenger RNA. RefSeq lists its product as uncharacterized. The record is from RefSeq and is a predicted model, not a curated record. NCBI's taxonomy places the organism in Eukaryota, Metazoa, Chordata, Leptocardii, Amphioxiformes, Branchiostomatidae. Gene Ontology annotation, biological process: monoatomic ion transport. The transcript is spliced from 16 exons. Gene Ontology annotation, cellular component: postsynaptic membrane. Bases 213 to 3002 code for a protein of 929 amino acids. Gene Ontology annotation, molecular function: acetylcholine-gated monoatomic cation-selective channel activity; protein binding.